Molecule: messenger RNA, 2111 nt
Organism: Micropterus dolomieu (smallmouth bass)
Lineage: Eukaryota; Metazoa; Chordata; Actinopteri; Centrarchiformes; Centrarchidae
Gene: tmed2
Product: transmembrane p24 trafficking protein 2
Exons: 4
Coding region: 163-768 (201 amino acids)
Biological process (GO): intracellular protein transport; endoplasmic reticulum to Golgi vesicle-mediated transport; Golgi organization
Cellular component (GO): endoplasmic reticulum-Golgi intermediate compartment; COPII-coated ER to Golgi transport vesicle; endoplasmic reticulum
Source: RefSeq, a predicted model, not a curated record
UGUACGUGGCAGUCAGAGAGCAGCUAAGGCUGAUGCGGCGCCUCUCCUGCAACAAUUCACUCAUACAAACGGACAUCCCGCAACCUGACAGGAUAUACUGAAGCAGGGACGCUCUUUACACAACCAGACUUGGUGUGACACCAGCUACAAAACACUUGUACCAUGUUUACCCUGUCGGAGCUGGUUGUCUUGCUGGCCGUCCUGUCUGCCACUGCGUCCGGCUACUUCGUUAGCAUAGACGCCCAUGCUGAGGAGUGCUUCUACGAGCGGGUCAACUCCGGGACCAAGAUGGGCCUCAUGUUCGAGGUUGCCGAAGGAGGCUUCCUGGACAUCGAUGUCGAGAUAACGGGGCCCGAUGGUAAGCAGAUUUACAAAGGCGACAGAGAGUCCAGUGGGAAAUACUCGGUGGCAGCACACAUGGACGGAACCUACAAGUUCUGCUUCAGCAACAAGAUGUCAACCAUGACACCCAAGAUCGUCAUGUUCACGAUCGAUAUCGGAGAGGCCCCUAAAGGCCAAGACAUGGAGACGGAAGCCCACCAAAACAAGCUGGAGGAGAUGAUCAAUGAACUGGCAGUUGCAAUGACAGCUGUAAAGCAUGAGCAGGAGUACAUGGAGGUCCGCGAGAGGAUACACAGAGCAAUCAACGACAACACAAACAGCAGAGUGGUGCUGUGGUCGUUCUUUGAAGCUCUGGUUCUGGUGGCAAUGACACUUGGACAGAUUUACUACCUGAAGAGAUUUUUUGAAGUACGGCGAGUGGUGUAGUGUGAUUAAAUGAUCCCUCUGUGUCCUCCACUGUUUUCUCCAACACCAAGACAGUUAUUUACACUCUGGAAAGGAGACUGGCAGUUUUGAGUAAAGCCUACUUAUGAUUGGAUCUCAGAUGUUUUGUUCACCUGUUACCUAUUUGGUUCCCUCUCAAAAAAUGUAAUUAGUGUUUGUUUGGAAUGAAUGGCCAAAACAUUCUGGGCUUGUUUUUUUUUUUUGUUUAACAGAUUUUAUUGUUUGAUCAUUACAGUUAAGAACCAAUUACUAGCCAGUACAGUUUUGCCUGUUUGAAUGACUGUGAGGCUCAUAAUUUUAAGUAAAGGCAGUCGGAUGGAAAAUAAAUGCACAGAAAAGGACAGGCAUGUGUGGAGUCCCCACAGGAGAAUGUGGCUCUUAUAAGAUAUAAACAGGACCCAUUUUCCUAAUAUAAGAAAUAAAAAAAAUGCAUUUGUUUUGGUCUGAGAUGCAGGAGAAUUUGUUUCCAGUGUCUAAGUCAGACGAUGUUCUGGCAGAUAUGCGAUAUAUUGUGUUAAUGCUCUCAAACAACAAAUUGCACUCCUGAUGAACACAUCUAACUAUCUGAAGGACCUACAUUUGGUCUUUAAGGGAAACUGUACAGCUUCUAGCUCUGUUUUAUUCAUAGCGAUCCAUGCCACGGGUGGGUGUAAACGGUGUGACUUCCUACGUAGUUCAGAAAAUGACAACAGGCGAGUUGUUUCUUGGCCCAAGAGUUCACAAGUUAAUUUUCUUAAACUUUCACUUAGCAGUAAGUCCUUGAAGAGCUGAGGCAGGUUGGAUUUUAAACUGAUCUGUUUGGAGUGCAACUCAGAAAGCAAAGUGUAGAGGAAUACAGAAAUACAUGUUACAUGUUGAUUGCGGCUGGCUGGCUGGGUGGGGGGGGGGGUCUGACACCUAAUGACUGCUGUGUGCUUUAGUUGCUUCUACUAUAGUUUUCGGUUGGGGAUUUUAAAUUAUAUGAUUGUAUACAAUUUUGAACUGUUUAUUUUUUUUCCCUGGAGCAUAUCCUGUGACACGCAGCUUUUUGGAUGAUAGCUUUCAGAUGAUAAUGUUCUACCAUCAUCUUUCCCCAUGCAAGGUAAAGCUUAUAUCCAAGGCAGUAGCUUCACAUCCAGCGCACAGCUGCAACAUCUGACGUGUUGCGUGUUACUGAUUAUGCUCCGGUUUUGUAUUAAAAAACAGUCUUUGGUGAGCUCAGGCAGGUAAACUGCUCUGUACACAGUCUCUCCCUUUUUGUGAUUACAGACAAAUCUGAUAAAUGGAUCUGUACAAAUGUCUGUGGAAAAAUGCCCCAUGUUUCAUAAUAAAUCCAAUAUUCUGUA